Messenger RNA from Adineta steineri, 1272 nucleotides. The record is from the annotation of a GenBank genome assembly. NCBI's taxonomy places the organism in Eukaryota, Metazoa, Rotifera, Eurotatoria, Adinetida, Adinetidae.
AUGGGGUCAACAGCAGCAUCAUCAUCAUCGUCAACAUCUAUAUCAUCAACCACAACAACAACCACACCAUCAUCGACAUCGACAUCAACAACAUCAGCAAUAACAACAACCACAACAACAACAUUAACAGCAACACUAUCAUCGACAUCAACAACAACAACAACGACAUCAUCAUCGACAUCAACAUCAACAUCAACAACCAUAACAUCAACAACAACAUUAACAACAACACAAUCAUCUACAUCAACAACAACAACAUCAUCGACAUCAACAUCAACAACAACAACAUCAUCGACAUCAACAUCAACAUCUAUAUCAACAACAACAACAACAGUAUGUUCUCAACCGACCUGGUCACAAACUGCAACUACUAUAUUUGGCAGCCAAGCAGGUACAUCUGGCUCUGACCUUAUAAGUCUUUCCACUCCAGUUGGAAUGUAUUAUGACGGACCUAACAAUAUGUUAACCGUUGUGGAUGAUGGCAAUCAACGUGUUCUACGAUUUUCUAUCAAUAAUUCAUCUUCAGUUGCAACCGUAAUUGCUGGAAGUAAUGGUCUAGGUUGCAACAUGAAUCAGUUCUAUUGGCCUAAUGGAAUAGGUGUUGAUAGCUCUGGUCGAUUGUAUGUAGCAGAUUAUUAUUGCAAUCAGGUCGUUAGAUUUCCAUCAAAUUCAAAUUCAACGACAUCCGGAACACUUCUCGGUUCUGUAACGGUAGCAGCAUUCAUAUCCAUAAAUCAGUUGACUAAUGAUAUCUAUGUAGUUAGCUAUAGUGAUAAUGCGAUUUACGAAUUUGUUGGAGGUAAUGGAUCAGCGGUGGUUGCUGCAGGUGGUAAUGGUAAUGGAAAUGCUUUAAAUCAGCUAUCAGGUCCAAAUGGUGUUUACUAUGAUUAUUUAUAUACAAGUUCUUUAUAUGUUACCGAUAAUGGAAAUUAUCGUGUCAUGAAAUACCCAUCAGGUUCAACGAGUGCAACCUAUGGAACAGUUGUUGCUGGAGGUAACUCAGUUGGAAGUGCAGCGAAUCAGUUGAAUAAUCCAAGAUCUGUAUUGAUAGAUAGUAGUGGAGCUCUCUAUAUAGCUGAUGGAAGUAACAAUCGUAUUCAACGUUGGCUGCAAAAUGCAAGUAGUGGCACUACAGUCGUUGGUGGGACGCAAGGAACAGCAACGAAUCAACUUAAUUGGCCUGAAACAGUUCUCUUUGAUAAAUAUGAUAACCUAUUGGUUGUUGAUAGAGGAAAUAAUCGAAUACAACUUUUUAAUUUAACAACUUGCUAG